Messenger RNA from Phaedon cochleariae (mustard beetle), 2195 nucleotides. The record is from the annotation of a GenBank genome assembly. Lineage: Eukaryota; Metazoa; Arthropoda; Insecta; Coleoptera; Chrysomelidae.
AACUGCGAGAAGUAAACAUUUACUGGUGACAGUAAACGAGCAAAAAGUCUUGAUAUCUGUUGAUACGUAUACAAAGAAUAAAGUGUAUCUACACUACGGUGCUUAGAGAAUUUCGAAGUGAAUCCAGAGAAAAUUAAAAUAUCAAAAUGGUGAAAGCUCCAGCAAUUGGUAUUGAUUUAGGAACAACUUAUUCCUGCGUUGGUGUGUGGCAACAAGGAAAAGUGGAAAUCAUCGCCAACGACCAGGGCAACAGAACGACACCCAGCUAUGUUGCCUUCACAGAUACAGAGCGUCUCCUCGGGGACGCUGCCAAGAACCAGGUGGCCAUGAAUCCCAACAACACGGUCUUCGAUGCCAAACGCCUGAUCGGCCGCAAGUUCGAUGAUCCAAAGAUCCAACAGGACAUCCAGCACUGGCCCUUCAAAGUUGUCAACGAUUGUGGCAAGCCAAAAAUCCAAGUAGUCUUCAAAGGCGAGAAAAAAACGUUUGCCCCGGAAGAAGUGAGUUCGAUGGUGUUGACGAAAAUGAAGGAAACGGCAGAGGCUUAUCUAGGCACUCCCAUCAAAGAUGCAGUCGUUACAGUGCCAGCUUACUUCAAUGAUUCCCAGAGACAGGCAACCAAAGAUGCAGGUGCCAUCGCUGGACUGAACGUGAUGAGGAUCAUAAACGAGCCCACCGCAGCAGCCCUAGCUUAUGGCCUGGACAAAAACUUGAAAGGCGAAAGAAAUGUGCUCAUUUUCGACCUGGGUGGUGGUACCUUUGAUGUCUCCAUUUUGACCAUCGACGAAGGAUCUUUGUUCGAAGUGAGGGCGACAGCAGGGGACACCCAUCUCGGUGGAGAGGACUUUGAUAACCGUCUAGUCAAUCAUCUUGCAGACGAAUUCAAGAGGAAAUUCAGGAAGGAUUUGAGAAACAACCCUAGAGCAUUACGUCGCCUACGAACAGCAGCUGAAAGAGCCAAGCGAACACUAUCAUCCAGCACAGAGGCGACGAUAGAAAUUGAUGCCCUCUUUGAAGGCACAGAUUUCUAUACCAAACUCAGCAGAGCCAGGUUCGAAGAACUGUGCUCGGAUUUGUUCAGAGGGACCCUAGAGCCUGUUGAGAAAGCACUGAACGAUGCUAAAAUGGAUAAGGGACAGAUCCACGAUGUUGUUCUAGUAGGAGGUUCUACGAGAAUCCCUAAAAUUCAACAACUCCUGCAAAAUUACUUCAGCGGAAAACCGUUAAACCUCUCUAUCAAUCCUGAUGAAGCUGUAGCUUAUGGUGCAGCUGUACAAGCCGCCGUUCUUAACGGAGAAACCGAUUCCAAAAUCCAAGAUGUUUUGUUAGUUGACGUCACACCACUGUCCCUCGGCAUAGAAACGGCAGGAGGAGUCAUGACUAAGAUUAUCGAACGCAAUUCCAGGAUUCCUUGCAAACAGUCUCAGACCUUUACGACUUACGCAGACAACCAGCCAGCUGUAACCAUCCAAGUAUUUGAAGGAGAACGGGCCAUGACGAAAAACAACAACCUCCUGGGAACAUUCGACUUGACCGGUAUACCACCUGCACCUCGCGGUGUUCCCAAAAUUGAAGUGGCUUUCGAUCUGGACGCUAACGGCAUCUUGAACGUAUCGGCCAAAGACACCAGCUCCGGAAAUUCCAAAAACAUCACCAUUAAAAACGACAAAGGAAGGUUGUCUCAGAAAGACAUUGACCGGAUGGUUUCCGAAGCUGAGCAAUACAAGGAAGAGGACGAACGUCAAAGGCAGCGCAUAGCAGCAAGAAACCAGUUGGAGGGUUAUGUCUUCCAGAUCAAGCAAGCUGUGCAGGAUUGUGGGGAUAAGCUGUCUGCUGAAGACAAGGCAACUGUUGAACGAGAAUGUGAAGACUGUCUGAAAUGGUUGGACAACAAUUCGUUGGCCGAGAAGGAGGAAUAUGAGGAAAAACAGAAGCAAAUGACCAGAACCUGCAGCCCGAUAAUGACCAAAUUGUAUGGCGGAGAAUCUCAGAAUAACCAGCCUGGUGGAAUGACUGGACCUGGAAGUUGUGGUCAGCAAGCGGGUGGAUUCGCGGGAAGACAAGGACCUACGAUUGAAGAAGUUGACUAAUUAUUUGAAAGGUUGAAUGAUUUUGUACAAAGUAUUAUACCUUGGCUAAAACUGUGAUUUUUUCAAUUAAUUUAUUUUAUACAGAAAUAAAAAACGAUUUUGUUA